GAGCUUUUUGCAGAAAUAAUUGGAAUGAAAUAAUUAAAUGGACGACGACGCUGAAACUACACAUUAUUAUCUGGAAUGCGAGGGCGGCGUGGAAGAAUGGCAUUGGAAUGCCAAGAGCACAAAACUUCUAGUCGAGUUGUACUCUGAGCGUCGUCACAGGUUUCGAGAUCCAAAGACUCGCAAACGCGCCCUAUGGACGGAAAUUGUGGAUGACAUGGAACGCGCCGGCUACAAAGGCAUUAAUGAGGAUAUAUGUGAUCGCAAAUGGCGGAACAUGAAGAAAACCUAUCGCACAUGCCGCGCAACACUACGAAAAAAUGGACGUAAACGCGUCGGCUGGGAAUAUUAUGAUACAUUUGACGACAUGUUCCAAAACGAAAAUCUACCCGCCACAGUGAAGACAGAGAGCGAUAGUUUCACAGAGGAGCCGCAGGAUAAUUUUUUGUCGGAUAUUUCCGCAUCUGUGGAAGCUGACACCUUGCGGACAGAGCCAGGCAUUAGUGCGGAUUUGUCAGUGACCCACGAGCAACAGCGACAACUGUUGGUUCUGGAACGCAGCAGAAUUGCCGCCAUUCGAGAGCUCAGCAAACGGAUUGAGGAAUCCAAUGUAAUACAAAGAGAACGCAACGAUCUGCUGAGAGAGUAUUUGUCUCAGUUAUAGGUGAUAAGAGCAGUGAACUUAAUUUAUAAAUAAUGUACAGGGUGUCAAGUAAUUGUUUUGUGUUAAAACAAGAAAUUAAAAGACUAAUUGGUUUAAACUAUUAUUUAUAAUAACACAAAAUUGUUCUUUAUCAAAAUAAAUUCUUGACACACUCUAUACUCGUAAUGCAUUAGAAAAUAAGUUUUUUUCUUUUGUGAACAGCGCGUAUAUUUAAAUGGAACAUAAAUAUAAUUUAAAUGUAAACUUGAUUUAGCACAAAAUGGAUGAUAAUACAUAAGAUAAAGACCUA
This is a messenger RNA of Drosophila innubila, 950 nucleotides long. RefSeq lists its product as uncharacterized. The transcript has 2 exons. Bases 38 to 661 code for a protein of 207 amino acids. The record is from RefSeq and is a predicted model, not a curated record. NCBI's taxonomy places the organism in Eukaryota, Metazoa, Arthropoda, Insecta, Diptera, Drosophilidae.